Messenger RNA from Eptesicus fuscus (big brown bat), 1425 nucleotides. RefSeq names its product protein NipSnap homolog 3A. The transcript is spliced from 7 exons. Gene Ontology annotation, cellular component: mitochondrion. Bases 98 to 841 code for a protein of 247 amino acids. The record is from RefSeq and is a predicted model, not a curated record. Lineage: Eukaryota; Metazoa; Chordata; Mammalia; Chiroptera; Vespertilionidae.
GCCUGCGUCCGAGGGCUGUCCGGGCGCUUCUCCAGGUCGCGAAGCCGUAGGUGGAGGAAUCCAGGGAAGAAGACCGGCCGCUGCCCCUCGCCGCGCCAUGCUGGUCCUCCGAAGCGGCCUGACCAGGGCCCUGGCCGCGCGGACCUGGCCGCCUCAGGUGUACUCAUCUUUUGCCACGGGACCUAGACAAAGCGAUGGAACAUUCUAUGAAUUUCGUACCUAUUCUCUUAAGCCUUCAAAGAUGAAUCAGUUUCUGGAAAAUUUUAAGAAAAACGUACAUCUUCGGACAGCUCACUCUGAAUUGGUUGGAUACUGGAGUGUAGAAUUUGGGGGCAGAAUGAAUACAGCAUUUCAUAUUUGGAAGUAUGAUAAUUUUGCUCAUCGAACUGAAGUUCGGAAAGCCUUGGCCAAAGAUAAGGAAUGGCAAGAACAAUUCCUCAUUCCAAAUUUGGCUCUAAUGGAUAAACAAGAGAGUGAGAUUACUUAUCUGGUACCAUGGUGCAAAUUAGAAAAGCCUCCAAAAGAAGGAGUCUAUGAACUGGUUACUUUUCAGAUGAAACCCGGUGGGCCUGCCGUAUGGGGUGACACAUUUAAAAAGGCAAUUAAUGCCCAUGUCAUUCUAGGCUACUCAAAACUAGUUGGAGUUUUCCACACAGAAUAUGGAGCACUCAACAGAGUUCACGUUCUCUGGUGGAAUGAGAGUGCGGAUAGUCGUGCAGCCGGGAGACAUAAGGCUCAUGAGGAUCCCAGAGUCGUGGCGGCUGUUCGGGAAUGUGUCAGUUACCUAGUGUCUCAGCAGAAUAUGCUUCUGAUUCCUACAUCGUUUUCACCAUUGAAAUAGUUUUCUACUGAAAUACAAAGCAUUUCAAGAACUAUCUUAAGAUGUGUCUGCUAAUGGUACUUAAAUACUCCCAAGGGCGUCUCUUAUUGGAAGAAGGUGAUGUUGGACGCUACCGAGGCACCUGAACUUGCCAUUGACCAUAAUUGCCAUCCUCGUGCAAAGAGCUUCACAUUCUUCCAUGCUGUGGGAAAACAGAACCAGGUUUCAGCUUAGAGUGAUGUGCCUCUACCCAUUCGAACAUCACCAGGACAUCUGGCAUUUCAAGAAAUGUUCCCAGCCUCCUAAGGCAUAACGGCGUCCUGUUACAAACACACGUAGAUGUAGGGAGAACCCUGUUCGCUGCAGUGCUCUGUUCAAUCGUGGGAACGCUAGAAACAACCCAAAUGUCUACAAAACACAGUACAAUUAAAUUGGACUACUCUCCAGCUAUAAGAAAUGACUUGGAAUAAUGUUCACGAUAUAGUGUUGAAUGCGCAAGAGCAGUAUUACACUAAGCUUGCAUUUUUUAUUAUAAAUCACCCACACAGGCACGCACACUUGUGUACACAGGUUUGCGUAAGGAAACAGCAAAGAUAUAUUAUUGC